AUGGACGACUCAAUUUGGCACGAUUUAUGCAAACAGCCAACACUCAAAGCCUCUUCUGAAAAAUAUGCACAUCUUGUUCACGAUUCCACCAUACAACUGCUUCAACCCAUUCAAUCGAUCUUGUCAGCUUUGGAUCGGCGCGCCAUUGGGUUGACCAAGUGCGCCAACUCUGAAUCGGCUCUUCGCGAUGCCAAAGUUAUGCAACACCUCUCGCCUUCUUCAGCACUUGGUUACUUACGGGAAGCCCACAUUUACAGUGAACAAGGGCAACAUCUUCAAGUCAUUGAUAUCUGCAACAAAGCUUUCAAUAAUGUCGACAACCAUGAUACGCACUACGCAACACUGCAGCAAGUCAAAGAGGAUGCUGAGCAACGCCAAAAUACAUGCAUCGACUUUAUCAAGCAACUACCUACCGACAUUGUUAUUACAACCCUCAUUCCCUUGUUGAUGGAUGAUUCCCCUAUGAGCUCAUCCACACCAAGCCCCUGCUUGUAUGUGUCCAAGCUAUGGCGUGAUCGUUUUAUUCAGUGCUUCAAUGGGCUAUGUGUCAAGGUUGGAGAUACCGAUGGCCACAAUGUGUCGCAUGUCGUUCAGCUUUCACGAUACAUAAGAAGAUUGAAAGUGCAACCUGAUUCCGAAGAUUCAUGGUUUUAUGAUUUAUUACAUAAUAACGACUUUUGCUCGCUACGGGAGCUAUACAUUGGCCUGGGCAGCACUUUGACACACUUUGAAAUCACGGUGCGUGGUGGGAGCAUAAAGGAGAUGGCUGAUAUCAUGCAAUCUUGCCCGAACUUGGUGUCCUUGGAUAUUGAUCAACCAAUGGUCCCGGAUUUUACUUCUCUAUCAAUGUCGACAUGGCCCAAGUUGACAACUUUAUCUCUUAUGUGCGAUUCUGCGAUAUUUCGAGAAGUCUUUACACGCGACCAUUUAAGAGCGAUCCCCAACCAUUUUCCAUCACUUAAGAAGCUUUCAAUUUCUCCAUGCGAAGAUACCCAGAUGACACGUAUUGUAUUGGAUAAUUAUCCCUGGAUGAAGCGCUUGGAGCUUUCACAUGGUCCUGACGUUCAUCUCACGUACCUGGAACAAGGAAAUCCAUGCAAUGAGAUUGGUAUUACGGAUCUUUUGAUCGAGUCGGACCGUCGGGAAUUCUUUCCAUGGGGUUUUUUGGCUCAAGAAUUACGACAGCAUCAAAAUACGCUUGAACGUAUCGAAUGCAAUAUGUACCUUGACGAUGAAACAGAAGAAGAGGAUGAAGACAUACUCGAUGACGUCAGCCCUAUCGAGUACACACGAUUGAGGCUGCUUGACCUUUCUUGUUUUGGAUGGUGGAUCCCACGCAAAGCGCCUAUGCUAGAGGAGUUGAAGAUAACAGCAUUUACCAUUGAGGAAAAUUCGGCUGUACUUGAUACGAUACCACCCAAGUUGAAGAAGCUGGAGCUGAAUCUUGAUGAUGAUUUUGGCUACACAGCACCCCUCGAACGAUACUUGCAUGGCCUUGCACAGCAUUCUCAGUUCAAGGAGCUUGUUAUCCGUUUCUACAAGUUGAAAAACAUCGACAACAUCCUCAACGCAAUCCAUCGUCUUGAUCAUCUUCAACGCCUUAUGGUCAGCUUUUCAACAAAGUGCGAUUACUAUCAAAUGCAGAAGUUCAUUGAUGGGCUUGUCAAAGGAUGUCCAAGGUUGGCUUGUCUUGAGAUCCAGUGCAUAAACGCACCAUCGACAUACUCUUUGAACGCUUUGAAACAGCUUGAACAUUUGGAGCGAUUCGCAUUUUCUAUCAAGGGUAUGGGUGACAAUGAUGGCUUUUGGAAUAUGAUUCAAGGAAUGUCACAGCUCAAAUGUAUUCGGAUAUACCCAGCAAGUGCAGCCAAAAUGGAUGCCGUCCGACGUCUGCAGGAACAACGGCUUGACAUGAAAAUUGUUCUUGAUCGCUGGUUCACACGCUUUGAAGAUACCUUGUAA
This is a messenger RNA of Lichtheimia ornata, 1962 nucleotides long. RefSeq lists its product as uncharacterized. NCBI's taxonomy places the organism in Eukaryota, Fungi, Mucoromycota, Mucoromycetes, Mucorales, Lichtheimiaceae. The transcript is spliced from 2 exons. Gene Ontology annotation, molecular function: protein binding. The coding region runs from base 1 to 1962 and encodes 653 amino acids. The record is from RefSeq and is a predicted model, not a curated record.